Echinostoma caproni is the source of this 282-nucleotide messenger RNA. NCBI's taxonomy places the organism in Eukaryota, Metazoa, Platyhelminthes, Trematoda, Plagiorchiida, Echinostomatidae. The record is from the annotation of a GenBank genome assembly.
AUGCAAGAGGUGCGAAAAGAUGUGCGUCUACCGGUCCAGCUUCAACGAGCUAUGGCUGCAGAGGCCGAAGCCACCCGGGAGGCUCGAGCCAAGGUAAUUGCUGCAGAAGGCGAGGAAAAAUCAUCUUUUGCAUUGAAGCAAGCUGCCGAUGUGAUUCGAAGUUCCCCGUUUGCGUUACAACUCCGUUAUUUGCAAACUUUGAGCGCCAUCUCCGCGGAGAAAAAUUCCACUAUAAUAUUCCCAUUGCCCAUUGAUAUGCUUGUCAAUCUCGUUCGUCGCUGA